Messenger RNA from Ictidomys tridecemlineatus (thirteen-lined ground squirrel), 2344 nucleotides. RefSeq names its product pyruvate kinase M1/2 (gene Pkm). Gene Ontology annotation, molecular function: potassium ion binding; pyruvate kinase activity; magnesium ion binding. The record is from RefSeq and is a predicted model, not a curated record. Gene Ontology annotation, biological process: glycolytic process. NCBI's taxonomy places the organism in Eukaryota, Metazoa, Chordata, Mammalia, Rodentia, Sciuridae.
UUCUCCAGGGCAAACCUUAUUCAGCUCUGAGCGAUGUAUGCAAGUGGGGCCAAGGAGCGGCCAAGGUGCUGAGCCAAAUAAAGAGGGAUAUAUCACCGAAAACCCAAGCCCAGGGAACCAAAGGACCUCAGAAGAAGCCUCAGCAGCCAUGUCGAAGCCCCAUAGUGAAGCCGGGACUGCCUUCAUUCAGACCCAGCAGCUGCACGCAGCCAUGGCUGACACGUUUCUGGAGCACAUGUGCCGCCUGGACAUUGACUCUCCACCCAUCACUGCUAGGAACACUGGCAUCAUUUGUACCAUUGGCCCAGCUUCCCGAUCAGUGGAAAUGUUGAAGGAGAUGAUUAAGUCUGGCAUGAACGUCGCUCGUCUAAACUUUUCUCACGGAACUCACGAGUACCAUGCAGAGACCAUCAAGAAUGUCCGUGCAGCCACAGAAAGCUUUGCUUCUGACCCCAUUCUCUAUCGGCCAGUUGCUGUGGCUCUGGACACUAAAGGACCUGAGAUCCGAACUGGGCUCAUCAAGGGCAGCGGCACUGCAGAGGUGGAGCUGAAGAAGGGAGCCACUCUUAAGAUCACUCUGGAUAACUCCUACAUGGAGAAAUGUGAUGAGAACAUCCUAUGGCUGGACUACAAGAACAUUUGCAAAGUGGUGGAAGUGGGUAGCAAGAUUUAUGUGGAUGAUGGACUUAUUUCUCUGCUGGUGAAGGAAAAAGGUGCUGACUUUCUGGUGACAGAGGUGGAAAAUGGUGGCUCCUUGGGCAGCAAGAAGGGUGUGAACCUUCCUGGGGCUGCUGUGGACCUGCCUGCAGUGUCAGAAAAGGACAUCCAGGAUCUGAAGUUUGGGGUUGAGCAGGAUGUAGACAUGGUGUUUGCAUCUUUCAUCCGCAAAGCAUCUGAUGUCCAUGAAGUUAGGAAGAUCCUGGGAGAGAAAGGAAAGAACAUCAAGAUUAUCAGCAAAAUUGAGAAUCACGAAGGAGUUCGAAGAUUUGAUGAGAUCCUGGAGGCCAGCGAUGGGAUCAUGGUGGCUCGUGGUGAUCUAGGCAUUGAGAUUCCUGCAGAGAAGGUCUUCCUUGCUCAGAAGAUGAUGAUUGGGCGGUGCAACCGAGCUGGGAAGCCUGUCAUCUGUGCUACACAGAUGCUGGAGAGCAUGAUCAAGAAGCCCCGCCCCACCCGGGCGGAGGGCAGUGAUGUGGCCAAUGCAGUCCUUGAUGGAGCCGACUGCAUCAUGCUGUCUGGAGAAACAGCCAAAGGGGACUACCCUCUGGAGGCUGUUCGCAUGCAGCACCUGAUUGCCCGUGAGGCAGAGGCUGCCAUCUACCACUUGCAAUUAUUUGAGGAGCUCCGCCGCCUGGCGCCCAUUACCAGCGACCCCACAGAAGCCGCCGCCGUGGGUGCUGUGGAGGCAUCCUUCAAGUGCUGCAGUGGGGCCAUUAUCGUGCUCACCAAGUCUGGCAGGUCUGCUCACCAGGUAGCCAGAUACCGCCCACGUGCUCCCAUCAUUGCCGUGACACGGAAUCCCCAGACAGCUCGCCAGGCCCACCUGUACCGUGGCAUCUUCCCUGUGGUGUGUAAGGAUCCAGUCCAGGAUGCCUGGGCUGAGGAUGUGGACCUCCGAGUGAACUUGGCCAUGAAUGUUGGCAAGGCUCGAGGCUUCUUCAAGAAGGGAGAUGUGGUCAUUGUGCUGACUGGAUGGCGCCCUGGCUCUGGCUUCACCAACACCAUGCGUGUAGUACCUGUGCCAUGAUGAUCCCUGGAUCCCCUUCUGCCCCUGCCCUAUCCCCUUCCCCAACCCAUCCAUUAGGCCAGCAAUGCUUCUAGUGCUCACUCUAGGCUGUAGUGUGGCACUGGUGGGCUGGGACACCAGGGAAGAUUAAGUCUGUUUUUAGACCCUGCUCGAGUGGGAUAGCCAGAGCCUGGCUGCAUCAUGUGGUCCCACCCAAAAGGGGGCAAAAGAGGAACGUAAGACUGGAGGCUUCCAGAGCUAUGGAGAAAAGGUGACAACUCCUUCUCCUCUAGUUAGUUCCUAUAGAGAGUGGAUGCCCAGAGAACUCCUAGCCCUGGCCUGGGGUCAGGAGACAGCCAGCUGGGGUAGGAGCUUAAGGUGUAGGGCAGUGAUUCCAGUGUAUGCAAACGGACCCUGACACUUAUUUGCUUCCCCAACUGCCUCAGCCUCCCCCACUCCACCUUGUUGUGCACUGUGUUGUUCUCCUGCACUCCACUGGGCUGAUGUUCGUGCUGCAGAAAAACGCUCCACCCCCUGCCUUCCAUUUUCCCCACACUGCAGCCACCUCCAGGCCUGUUGCUAUAGAGCCUACCUGUAUGUCAAUAAACAACAGCUGAAGCA